ACUUGUUACGAUAACGUCGUCGAGCCUCCCCCGAGGGGGCACGUGUUCACUACUGGUCGGUCAACGAUGCGUCAAGUGCUGCAUCCGACACGGCGCGUCGUUACUGCUUAGUUAAUCGGCUGAUUAAUGGAAUGGGUUUUGCUGGUGGUGUUGUGAUUGUGAUUGUAAAUUACGCGGUUUUAUAGUCGAAACAUCGCCUAGUACAAGGAUACCUACAAGCGUUCCACGUGAGAAGGCAUCACGACGAUGUGUGAGAUGUGAGACGUUGAAGUGAGGAUGAGGAUGCAGCGGAGGCAGCAGAGCUUGUUUUUAAUUAGUAAACGGUGUUUAUCAUUUCAGGGUGAAGACUGUGAAGAUGGUGAAGAAAACCUACUGGUUUAUGGACUUUUGCAGUGUGUUAAUGAGAAAAAACAACGACGUCACCAGUCUGUCCCGGCUUUUCUUCAAGUGCACUCCGAAGCAAUAACCCUGUUGAAUUGGCCCAAUAAAAGCUACUAAACUGUGAUUAUACGACCAUAUCGGUUGGUCCCGACAAGUACAAGUGGUCUCCGGCUCGUCGAUUCGACAAUAUUGCCAUAUUCCCGCCGGGUCGAGGACGCCGCCCCCGUGUGGCAACAGAACCGGCGAACGUGGUGUGGCCACCGCGACGACGACAACGACGCCAAUAUCGACAAGGACGUCCCUGUGGAAAGUGCACUUGGAUAUCCCACAUACACAACAAAAAAAAGCUAGUUUUAGUGAUUUGGAAAGGGUUGCAAAAACGGCAAGGACGUCGCUGAGGACACACGAUGAAUGCCAGCAGCUUUUGGGGGACGUUCGAUUUGCUGCUUGGCAGGGAGGCGCAGAAGCACGGUGGCCAGGAUGCGCUCAAGGUCGGCACCUGGAUGUCGGCGUACGCCGGGGUCCGGAAGCUGGGACCGGGCAACGGUGACGACAGUGGCGGUGGAGGCAUCGGCACCGGUUUUGGCGCAACAGGCGCCGCCGGCAGCGAUGGUUUCCCCAGCAGUGCUGGUGGAGGUGGUUCGCUGAAUUUCCCAUCGAUUUUCCAGCAGAAUCAGCUGAUCGGAACAGACCAAAACAACGACCCGGGUGGGGCAACUGGCGGUGGCGGCGAUGGCAAAGGAAGGGGGCGCAAAAAGCUUCGGCUGCUCAAACCGAAGCUGAAGCAACUGUACGACGUGGAAGUGCUGCCAGUCGAGUACCUCGGGCCAAACAUUGAGUAUACUGUGAACCUCCCACGUGUCACCGCCCAGUUGGAGAAGCUGAUGGGGACCAACGUGGUCCGGCUGACGGACCGGAAGUACAUGCAGGAGCUGCAGCGCCGCAUCCAGCAGGAUUACAAUGUCACCCUGGAGAAGCGAAUCAGCGAACGUGAGCAUGAAGAGCUCGAGCGGCAAAAGUACCUGAUUCUGCACGGCAAGUACGGCGCGCACAACUGUCCCCGGAAUCUGCUCCAGCUGCACAGCGUCGUUCUGGCGAAAGAGAUUGAACGCGAGCGUAACCUCAUCCUGUCCGGUGCCGGCGAUUCCGUCCCCGACGAGCUGAGCAGUUCGGUUUUCAGCGUGAACAAGAAAACCAACCAGCAUAUCUGUAACAAGCGGGAGAAGCUUAAAACCAUCCGCGAGAAGAAUGCCGAACGGUUGAUCAAGCAGGGACUCCGCUGGGAGCGGGAACGACUCCAGAUGGAAGAGUUUAACCGUCAGCAGGAGAUUGAGCGUCGUUCGCGUCGUGAAUCGCUGCUGGAGAAGGAAAAGCUGUACAUGAUCGAGGAUAACGAGCGUGCGCUGAACCUGCUCCGGAUGAAGACCAAAAAGGGACCGUGCCGGGACAUGGACCUGCGCUCGCUGCUGAUGCAACAACGCGUCGAGCUCGGCGAGAAGAUUCAGCAGCGUGACUUUGAGCUCAACAACUCUGACAAGCGCAUGGACUCGGACCGUAGCAAGGAGAAGAAGAAACGCCACCACAAGAAACAUGCCCCGAAGAAGGACGUGGACAUUGACGUGCAGGUGUCCUCCCCGGAGGAGGGUUACAUCUCGAUGAACCAACCGGACGAUUCGCCCAGUGAGCUGGAGUCUUCGGUUAUGAUCCGCAUCGACAAGGACGGCAAGGGAGAAUCCGGAGACGAUUCGGACCAGCUGGAUGAGCCGAGUACGGCGGAUGCUAGUGAAGCCGCCGGAGGAUCGGAGAACGACGACGGGGAUGCGUCGGAAGCGGCAGAAGCGGAAGCGUUGAAGGAGGAGAUGAACAAGGCGCUGGAGAAGAAGAAGGUCAAGGCACGCAAUGAGGAUCCGAAGAUUACGCGGUUGAAGGAGGCGGAUACUGUCAACGAAAUUUACAACAUUGCGGACGAGAUCAUUGUAUUGGAGAAAAAGAAAACCAAGAAAGGUUUUGGAAAGUAGAUAAAUUAAAUGUGGUUUGACACAGGUAGAACCGUACUUUCUGUGCCGAUGAGAGGUGCAGUUUAAAUUGAUUGUGAUACCAAAUUUGAACAUGAAUAGUAUGAAUGUAUUAAAUGAUGGGUUAAUAAAUGUUGAUAGUUAUUUAA
Culex quinquefasciatus (southern house mosquito) is the source of this 2545-nucleotide messenger RNA. RefSeq lists its product as uncharacterized. NCBI's taxonomy places the organism in Eukaryota, Metazoa, Arthropoda, Insecta, Diptera, Culicidae. The record is from RefSeq and is a predicted model, not a curated record. The transcript is spliced from 9 exons. Bases 789 to 2399 code for a protein of 536 amino acids.